GCAGACAGGCCGCAGGGCGAAGCGAGCGCGUCAUCUCUACGUAGUCUCGUACCGUUCAGACUUCAGUUGGGUGUUGGGUCGAGUAGGCAGCUAGACUGCUAGAGUUAAUGCAAAACAGAGGUGGGACAUGAUGAAAGGCGCGUGUGGAAACAGUGUGUGUAGUGAUCGUUGAAACUUUUAAAGUUCGCGGGCCAAAAAAAAAAGGAGGGAGCGUCGGGAAGAGGUCAGCGACGCAAAAAGGAGAGGAUAGAUGCCGAGGACAUUAGACGCUGGACCGCCAUUGGAUGUGGAGGUGGAUUCGGGGACCGUUGACGAUGCUGGGAAAAUGCGUCGCGCGGCGGUCCGGGGCGAAGCCCCGGCUUCUCAUUGCACUGCCUACAUCACUUGCCUUACUGUUGUUACUUUGCGGAACUCUCGCGUCUGCAACGAGAUUGAGGCACUCGAGACACCUGGACGAGAGAUCGCAGUAUCUGGGCGAGGGUAAAUUAUCGCUCGAUGAAAAUCACAACCACAAGCCGGUGUUCUCCAAUUGUGCAAGUUACGCGCCAGUGGUGAAGGAGGAACAACCACCUGACACAACGGUGAUCCAGGUACACGCCGAAGAUAGGGAUCCACCGGAGGAAGGAGGUACCAUUACGUAUAGCUUUGCUAAGGAUCCUAAGGAUAGGUUAAAAUUCGCAAUCAACAAUAAAACGGGUCUCAUCACUACGACCCAGAUACUCGACAGAGAUGAACCCGCCAGAGAAAAAGAAGUUUAUCUCACGGUACUCGCGACUGACAAUGGAAGGCCGCAGCUAGAUGACCAUUGUACAUUCAAAGUCACUAUCGAAGACGUGAAUGAUAAUUAUCCUGAAUUUGACAAAGCGAAUUAUACAGAAUCUGUGCCGCAAGAUUUACCGGUGGGUCGUGAGGUCAUGCGAAUUUCUGCCACCGAUAUUGACAAUGGCAAUAAUUCUAUCGUCCGAUAUAGUCUGUCAGCUGAGAGACCGGAUGAUAUCGGAUAUUUUUGGAUCGAACGCGAAUCCGGUAUCAUAUUUCUCAACAAAACUAUAGACCGGAUUCCAGGUUCUAAAUUCGGUAUGAUAGUUAGCGCCACGGAUCUUGGUACCGAAAAGCCACUGAGCAGCAGCACGUCUUUUUACAUACAAGUUGUGGAAUCACAUAAGAAGGCGCCAUCUUUUGUACCAAGACCAGCAGAACCGAUCAAACUUAAAGAAGAUUUUAGAGAUUAUGAUGCUAGCAUUGUCCGUUUACAAGCAGUAUCCAACAUCGAUAAUUCUAGUAAUUCAGACAAUUUGUAUCUAACUUUUGAGCUGGUAAUUGGAACAACGGAACAAACUAAUAAAGAACAUACGUUUAGAUUAGAAUCUAAUAAAGAUGUAGCAGACAUCAAGUUGGGUUUGCAACUUGAUUAUGAGAAGAAUACGCAGUACUCGUUAAUAGUGAGAGUAAAAAAUAAUUAUCAGUUAGCUGCCGAAACGGUAGUCGAUAUCGAAAUUUUAGAUGUAAAUGACAACAUUCCAGUCUUUCGUGAUAUUAAAGGAGGAAGUGUUUUAGAAAACGAACCACCAGGAGUUUUUGUGAUGCAAGUGCGAGCCAUUGAUGCUGAUGGAACUUCUGCUAAUAAUCAGGUCACCUACGAGUUGGAUAACUUCAAGGAUUUCUUUGCCAUUGACCCGCAAACUGGUAAUAUUACAACGUUAAUGACAUUCGACAGAGAAAAACAACAUAUAUACAAUGUGAAAGUAAUAGCGACGGAUAAUUCUCCAAGUGCUUUGUUUAAAACUGGCGAACACAAUAAGGGACAACAGACGUUCCAAAUCGAAAUAGCUGAUAAGAACGAUAAUCCACCUCGCUUCACCCGCAAAGUCUACACCCAUAAUUCGAUUUAUGAAAAUGCCAACAUUUACGAGCCUGUAACUGAAGUCAAAGUCAUCGAUUCCGAUACGGCGAGUGUUAUUACAUAUAGCAUUAUAUCAGGCAACAUUGAUGACAGUUUUCACAUUGAAGCUACAACGGGAAAAAUUCGCGUGAACAAGCCGCUCGAUUACGAAAAACUCACCAAGUACAAUCUAACUGUGAAAGCGUUCGAUGGUCUGUUUAAUGAUACAGCACAAGUCGAGAUUUUUAUCGAAAAUGUUAAUGAUAAUCCACCAGUUUUCGAAGAUUUCGACAAAAAUCCGACAAUAGACGAAGAAAAAUUGGUAGACGGCUGCAUCACUACUGUGAUGGCUUAUGAUCCUGAUAUCGAAGACAGAAGUGCCGAUCAACAUAUUGUCUAUUUUAUCGCUAAAGAAGAGCAACAACCCUUGAUAGGAAUCGACAAAUUUGGUUGUAUGAAACUGAAGAAGCCAUUAGAUCGUGAUCCGCCGAAUGGUUUUUCAACAUGGACUGUUACCGUAAAGGCGAGAGAUGAAGAUGAUAGCCCAUCAGCCCUUCGAGAAUUAGUUACUGUUAAUAUUACUCUUAGAGAUAUAAAUGAUAACGCUCCUUUUCUCGAUAUGCAACCAGUUAUUUGGGGUGAAAAUAAACCACAUGGCAAGAUAACCGAGUUGAAGGCACGAGAUUACGACUCCGAUGAUAAUGGUCCGCCAUUCAAGUUCAGAAUCGACGAUACUGCGGACAAUGAAAUUAGAUCUAAAUUUGACAUACGUGAUACUAAUUUAUAUUCGCGUGUAAUGUUUGAUCGAGAAAGGCGGAAGAAUUACAACAUUCCGAUAGCGAUUACGGACAGUGGUGCGCCGCCAAUGACGGGUACCUCGACGCUUACUGUGAUCAUAGGCGAUGAGAACGACAAUCCCAUGCGCGAGGGUUCAAGUUCUAUAUUCGUUUAUAAUUACAAGGGAGAAGCUCCUGACACAGAAAUCGGACGGGUUUAUGUUAACGAUCCAGAUGAUUGGGAUUUACCUGAUAAAUCUUUCAAGUGGGCUUCUUCUCAUGACGGUUUCCAUCUUGAUACCAAUACUGGCAUGAUUACUUUAUUGUCAGGUACGACGAACGAUACCUUUGUAUUGAAAUUUAUUGUCACCGAAGAAGGUCAAGAUAUUCCAUUGCAUCAAGUAAAUGCUUACGUAAACAUUACUGUCAAGGAACUUCCCGAAGAAGCUGUUCAUAGAUCUGGUUCCGUACGAUUUUAUGGGAUAACAGCGGAGCAAUUUGUAGAACCUGACGAAUCUGGUGUCAGUAAAAAGGAUAUAUUCCAAGAGAAAUUGGCAACUAUGCUAAAUAUAUCGGUCGAAAAUGUCGACGUGUUCACCGUACUUCAUUCGCCUCAUCAUAAUAAUAGAAGCUUGCUGGACAUUCGAUUUUCGGCACAUGGCAGUCCAUAUUAUGCUCCUGAGAAAUUGAAUACAAUUAUAGCGCAACAUUCUAAAGAAAUUGAACGAGAGAUGAAAGCGGAUAUCUUAUUAAUGAACAUUGAUGAAUGCCUAUUCGAGAAGCUUCAUUGCAACGAUUCCUGCCGCAAUUACUUGAACACCAGUACCGUUCCAUAUGUCGUUUAUACUAACACCACUUCGUUUGUCGGUGUUAGGGCGGUCGCAGAUCCACUGUGCAUUUGUCAUGUGGCGGAACCUAUUAUCUGUUUAAACGGUGGUACUCCUCUGGCAGGACGAUGCGAGUGUCCCCCUGGUCUGGAAGGACCGAGAUGUGAACUAUUGGGUAUUGGCUUUCACGGAGACGGCUGGGCUAUAAUGCCGUCACCUGGUCAAGUUUGCGACGACUCACAUUUAGGAUUGGAAAUAACGCCACACGUGGACAAUGGUCUUGUAUUUUAUUUUGGCCCCAUGAAUUACAAUCCGAAGCUUCGAAUUCAGGAUUUCAUGUCUCUUGAACUUCAACAAGGCUUUGCUGUAUUGUAUGUUGAUUAUGGAACUGGAACUGUAAGACUAGAUCAAAAACAAAUUAAAUUAACAGACGGCAAGAGCCACAGAAUAGACGUUUACUGGAAGAAAACUUCCAUAGAGAUGGUAGUUGAUAAGUGCGGUAUAUCGGCUUGCAUGAGUCUUACUGCACCGCAAGGCACCAAUGAAUUUUUAAAUGUUAACAGUCCGAUGCAAGUAGGCGGUACAUUAACUAAUUUAGCGCAUUUAGCAUCAAAUUUAGGAUGGGAUUAUAGACCGACUAACAAAGGAUUUGUCGGUUGUAUACGCAAUAUGACACUCAACGGAAAUACAUACAACUUGGGUAUGCCAUCGUUGUCUAGAAACGCAGAUCCUGGCUGCGAUCAUGGCAUGGCAAAGGCAAUCUCGUUUGGAAUUGAUACAAACUUUAUAGUAGCUAUUUUAGUUUGUGUAUUGAUAUUGUUAAUAUUGCUUGUAGCGGUAGUUGUGCAUAGGAGAAAGACAGAUGAUAUGUAUAAAGAUAUGGACGAUAUCCGAGAAAAUAUUAUUAAUUAUGAGGACGAAGGAGGCGGUGAGGUUGACACGGGUUAUGAUUUAAAUGUCUUGAGAGCCAUUUAUGAUGCACCACCUAUUGAUUCGAAAAUAGCUCCAAUUGGCCUACAGGGUAGAGGAACCGAUGAAGUUCCAGAUAUUUGUGGUUUCCUAGAUGGUAAGAAAGAAAGUUGCGAUAAAGAUCCUGAAACAAAUCCAUUCGAUGAUGUAAGGCAUUAUGCUUAUGAGGGAGAAGGCAAUUCAGAAGGCGAUCUAUCAUCAUUAGCUUCCUGCACUGAUGAUGGAGAUCUCAAGUUUAAUUAUCUAUCUAAUUUUGGACCAAGAUUUAGAAAAUUGGCAGAUAUGUAUGGAGAAGAUCCAAGUGACGAUGAAAGCGACGGAAUUGGUGAACGAGGAAGCGAGAGUUGGUGUUGAAUUUUUCUAAAUGAAAACAUCGUAGAUAUAAAAUUUUAUCGCAGACCCGUUCCUGAUUGUGUGAAUCAUACAUGAGAAGCAUAUAUGCCACAGAAUUUACACUGUGUGUAUUUCCAAAGCCCCAGAUUCCAAUUAAUCAAAAUUAAUUGGAAAGAAACGAGGCUUGUACUUAAAUAUGGUCUCAUUCUAAUCGAAUACUCUAAUUUGACGAUUGAAGAAACGAAGAGCGUAUGAUACGUCAUCAUCGCAAUUAUAUGUAAUUAACGCGUAUGAUUUAUUAGUGGACGGAAUGACUUUUAUGAUUAUCAUGAGUGACUGUAACGCUAUGUAAACUUCGUUUACUCGUAAAAGUGAUGUGUAUCUUAUACUGAUUCUUAUAAUGAAUUUUUAUAUUGUGUCUAUAAAACCUAGACGCGCAUUUAUGCUAUACUUUUACGUUAGAAGUGAUAUAUGUGUAUAAGUGGAAUGAGAGAAAAUAAAGAUGAGAGAAAAAUUCAUUGUACAUUG
Messenger RNA from Atta colombica, 5315 nucleotides. RefSeq names its product DE-cadherin-like. Gene Ontology annotation, molecular function: cadherin binding; calcium ion binding. Lineage: Eukaryota; Metazoa; Arthropoda; Insecta; Hymenoptera; Formicidae. Gene Ontology annotation, cellular component: catenin complex; plasma membrane; adherens junction. Gene Ontology annotation, biological process: cell morphogenesis; multicellular organism development; adherens junction organization. Bases 285 to 4808 code for a protein of 1507 amino acids. The transcript is spliced from 17 exons. The record is from RefSeq and is a predicted model, not a curated record.